Messenger RNA from Sciurus carolinensis (gray squirrel), 4544 nucleotides. RefSeq names its product NDC1 transmembrane nucleoporin (gene Ndc1). The transcript is spliced from 18 exons. The coding region runs from base 295 to 2328 and encodes 677 amino acids. Gene Ontology annotation, cellular component: nuclear pore transmembrane ring. The record is from RefSeq and is a predicted model, not a curated record. Gene Ontology annotation, biological process: nuclear pore organization. Gene Ontology annotation, molecular function: protein-macromolecule adaptor activity. NCBI's taxonomy places the organism in Eukaryota, Metazoa, Chordata, Mammalia, Rodentia, Sciuridae.
CCCUUGUUUCUGAAGCCCCGCUGGGCCCUGUUUCGGAGGGAAUUUUUGGAUUCCAGAGGACGGUUCCUGGAGUCAAAGCCCCCUUUGGGGGACGUGAAUGCCGGGCAGUUCUGGCCCGUUGAGCCUUCCGGGGCGAAGCAUCAAAGGAAUGGGUUGCGACUUGGUUCGGCCUUUGCUCAGGCAGCAUUUGAGGCAGCCCCGACGAGGUCCUCCCGGGGUCUUGGUCCCUUUGAACUGCGGUGGCGGGCGGGCACACGGUCUCCUUCGCUGCUUAGAGCAGGGCCCGCCAUCUCCAUGGCCACGGCUACGAGUGGACCCUGCGCCGGCUGGUCGCGGGACAUCCUGUGGCGCGUUUUGGGCUGGAGGAUAGUUGCAAGUGUUGUUUGGUCAGUGUUGCUUCUACCCAUCUGUGCUGCGGUAUUUAUAGUCUUCAGCAGUAUUGAUUUAAUUCAUCCCAUCCAGUGGCUGUCAGAUUCUUUCAAUGAUCUAUAUAGCUCCUAUGUAAUCUUUUACCUCCUGCUGCUGUCAGUGGUAAUAAUAAUAAUAAAUAUUUUCAAUGUGGAGUUCUAUGCAGUUGUGCCUUCCAUUCCGUGCUCCCGAUUGGCAUUAAUAGGGAAGAUCAUUCAUCCGCAGCAGCUCAUGCACUCUUUUGUUCAUGCUGCAAUGGGAAUGGUGAUGGCUUGGUGUGCAGCAGUGAUAACUAAGGGCCGAUACAGUUUUCUUGUGGUUCCCUGCACUGGUACUGAGAGUUUAGAUAGCCCUGGGGCACGAACCUGUUUAAAUGAAUAUCACCUUUUUUUCUUACUGGCUGGAGCAUUCAUGGGCUAUAGCUAUAGCCUUCUGUAUUUUGUUAACAACAUGAACUAUCUCCCGUUUCCCAUCAUACAGCAAUACAAGUUCUUGCGGUUUAGGAGAUCUCUGCUCUUACUAGUUAAACAUAGUUGUGUGGAGUCACUGUUCCUGGUUAGAAAUUUCUGCAUUGUGUAUUAUUUUCUUGGCUAUAUUCCCAAAACUUGGAUUAGCACUGCUAUGGACCUUCUCCUAGAUGAGCAGUUUCAUAGGCCUCUUGACACCAUAAGUGGCCUCUUGAGCCUCCCCUUACUCUACCAUGUCUGGCUGUGCGGUGUCUUCCUCUUGACGACUUGGUACAUCUCAUGGAUACUAUUCAAAAUCUAUGCCACAGAGGCUCAUGUGUUCCCUGUUCAGCUACCAUUUGCAGAAGAGUCUGAUGAAUGCCUCCCGAAAGUUUUAAACAGCAAUCCCCCACUCAUCAUAAAGUAUUUAGCCUUGCAGGACCUGAUGUUACUUUCUCAGUAUUCUCCUUCUCGAAGACAAGAAGUUUUUAGCCUUAGCCAACCAGGUGGACAUCCCCAUAACUGGGCAGCCAUUUCAAGAGAGUGUUUGAAUCUUUUAAAUGAUAUGACCCAGAAACUGAUUCUCUACCAAGAAACUGCUGCUACAAAUGGGAGAUUAUCUUCUUCAUACCCAGUGGAACCUAAGAAAUUGAAUUCUCCAGAAGAAACUACUUUUCAAACACCAAAAUCUAGUCAGAUGCCUCGACCUUCAGUGCCACCGUUAAUUAAAACAUCACUGUUUUCUUCAAAAUUAUCUACACCUGAUGUUUCAAGUCCCUUUGGGACCCCAUUUGGCUCUAGCAUGAUGAAUCGAAUGGCUGGAAUUUUUGAUGUAAACACCUGCUAUGGGUCACCACAAAGUACUCAGUUAAUAAGAAGGGGGCCAAGAUUAUGGACUUCUGCUUCUGAUCAGCAAAUGUCUGAAUUUUCUAAUCCUUCUAUGGAGAACAUGGGCACGUCUAUGAGUGCUGAGGGUAAGACAGUGAGAGAGCCCAAUGUGAUUUAUUCAUGGAUUCAUAAUAAACGUGAACAGAUUAAGAAUUUCUUGUCAAGGCGUGUACUGAUAAUGUAUUUUUUCAGUAAGCAUCCAGAGGCCUCAAUUCAGGCUGUGUUUGCAGAUGCCCAAAUGCAUAUUUGGGCAUUAGAAGGUCUGUCUCACUUGGUAGCAGCAUCAUUUACAGAAGAUAGAUUUGGAGUUGUCCAGACUACUCUACCAGCUAUCCUUAAUACUUUGUUAACACUGCAGGAGGCAGUUGACAAAUACUUCAAGCUUCCUCAUGCUUCCAGUAAACCACCCCGGAUUUCAGGAAGCCUUGUGGACACUUCUUAUAAAACAUUAAGAUUUGCAUUCAGAGCAUCACUGAAAACUGCCAUCUAUCGAAUAACUACUACAUUUGGUGAACAUCUGAAUGCUGUGCAAGCAUCUGCAGAACAUCAGAAAAGACUUCAACAGUUCUUGGAGUUCAAAGAAUAGUUAAGUAAUAUAAACUGUGUUCAUUACACUGCUGAUACAACUACAGAUGGGACAGUAAAUGUUCAGCAUUCUUGGAUCAGAAGAAAAUGGACUAAUUAGAUGCUUCCUUUGUCGUGGUGGUUGCUUUGAAAACUAUACUUUAAUGGGAGAAAUCAUGGAAAGAAAUUCUCAACAGAAAACUGAAAACUGCCUCUUCUGUACCGAUUGCUUUUUGUGUGUGUGGUAUAAUAAAAUCUUUAUUCGAUUUUAUAGGAGCAUUGAUGGCAGUAGAAAUGUCUCUAGCUCAUAUUACUUAAUAAUAAUAACUCAAAAAUUUCUUAGAAUUUACUUUUGAAAAGAGUGGAGCCAGUUCAGAAAUUAAAAUAGGUUGACUUGAUAGUCUUCCUCAUCAUUCUAGGAGUCUAGCUCUCUAUAAACUCAAAAUACAGGAACUUUUUAGUAUAGUUUCUGUUUACUGAAGGAUAAAAAUGGUAACAGUGGAGAAAAGUUCACAGAAAAAAUAUUGUCUAAUGGACAUAUUUUGUUAAUCUGUUAGGUUGUGUUUUUGUUCCAGGGACAAAUUAAAUUUGCAUGAUUGUCCAAAAAAAGUCUCAAUUUACAGAUGCUAACUCUAUAAAGGAAUGUGGAAAAAUUCGGUUCUUAAGUUACAAGAUUAAACAUUCUCAUUUGGAUUUUGAAAAACAAUUGACCAACAUGUAUGAAUUUAUUUUGUAUCAUGCUAGUAAACAAUAAGUAUAUGAGUUUUUUUCCCCAACUAGUUUUGCUUUCUUUUUCUGGAACAGAACAUUAAAUGAUUGCAGAGUUUUUUAAGUGAGAGAAAAGGUUUUGCAAGAAAAACCAGAAAGCUUUCCCUUUUCCCCCCACCAUUCAUCUUCAUUAGAUCAAAUUAUUUUGUAAAGCUUGUCUGGCUUCACGAAGGGAGUGGCUUCUGCUGUGUUAACUGGCUAAUUAAAAUAAUAGGAAAAUCUUUAAAGUGAGAAACAACUUAGUCAUCAAAUAGCAAGUGAAACCAAAAUGAGAGCGGGGUUACUGUGCUUGGGAAUAUGUAGUAUGUCCAAAUGUGAGUGAGGUAAUUUUAUAAUUUAUUAGAUCAACUUCUUUGGAGAUGAAAGAUUGAAAGCCCUGGUGGUUCAUUGGACUAGCUUUGGACUAAAAUGCUCCUUUGUAAUUUUUUUUCUAUUAUCUUUUCCCCUCUAAUUUUCCCCCAAUUUUUUCCUUUAAAGUCAGCACAGGAUUGUAUAUGAAUCUUUAAUGUGGUGUAUAUAUGUCUACCAUUUGUCUGCUUCAAUGAUGUAUUAUACCUUUACAAUAUGACUAUUUUAGCUCCAGGCCCUGUGGCCCCCUUCAACAAACACAUGCCAAAUUGUAAAUGAAUCCUGCUGGCCUCCAAAGUGUCUUUAUGGGACAGUUCCCCAAUUGUCAAGUGUUUGGGUGUAGACUAUUGUCAUUUUUUUGUUUUUGUUUUUUCUUUUCUCUCUUUGUGUCUGAGGUUGAUUGACCUCUUUUUUUUGAAUGUGAAAGUUAAAUUUCAAAUGUGGUAGUUUCUUAUACAUGAUCAGAAAAUUGUGGCUAGAAAUUGUUGUGUUCCAUGUGUCAAAGCCAUAAGCUCUUUUUAUAUUCCCUGAUUGCCCCCUGACUGAAGCAUUUUGGGAGACAAGACCUCUUCUACUUCCAUUAAAGAAUUGUAGAGCUGGGCGCCAUGGUGCCCGCCUUAGUCCCAACUACUCUGGAGGUUGAGGAAGGAGGAAUACAAGUUUGAGGUCAGUCUGGACAACUUAGCCAAACGCUGUUUCAAAAAUUAGAAAAUUUGAAAAGGCUGGGUGUGUGGCUCGGUAGUAAAGAACUUUUCCAGUAUGCGUAGGGCCCUGAGUUCCAUCCCUAGUACCAGGGGGCGUUAGGGGGCAGCCUUUCUCUGGCUGUUAGUACAAAACACAGUUGUAUCAGCUCAUGUCUUGACCCUCAUGGAAGGUGUAAAGCCACAAAACUUCUUUCCCAGAGAACUGAGAAACUGUCCUAGAAUAACCUUAUACAGUUGAGUGGACAUGGAUAAGCAAUGAAUUUGUUACUUUGCUGCAUUUUUUUCUUAGUAAUUGUUUUGCAUGUCUUCCUACAAAUAUUUAUGAUGAUCUGUUUAUAUCAUUUUGUAUAUCACUGAUUUUGAAUUGGAUAGAAAAAUAAAUUGACAAUUUUUUAAAAUGGGACUAUUAAUCGAAAUG